UCGCCAGUACUCACUCGCAAACGUUACGGACGGAAAGGAGAAAAAUGAAACUCAAGUGACAACGCGGGAAGGGAACCGGUUUCACGGUUUCUAUUCAAUUAUUAUUCCAAUCGUCUCUCUCUCUCCCCCUCUCUGCUCCCAUGAAUCUAUCGUGCCGGCCUCAACUCAGCUCCCUCUGACUGUUUCUCUUGGAUGAUUUGUUUAAAAAAUCAGUUAAUAGUUGCCGCCCAAUCGCCCUUAGACUACUCUCUCUUUGGAAAUCUUUGUUGGGUUUCCUAUUUUAUUUGUCUGUGUUGAAACCAGACUGGAUGAAUGCUGUGAUCACUCUUCUUUUUAGAUAACAUAGGAAAUGGCUUCCAGGUCUUCCUCUAAUAGGUCCGACAGACAACCGCAUCAUCACGUUCCUCUUUCCGGUCGGACCAAGCCCACCUCCGCUUCCAGACGCUCUGUCACGCCAACUUCCCGAGCUCACUCUUUUCAAGCCGACGAAGAUCCUGGAAGGGUAAGAGUUGCUGUCAGACUUCGACCAAAAAAUGACGAAGAUGUACUUUCAGAUGAUGAUUUUUCUGAUUGUGUUGAGUUACAACCAGAGCUGAAUCGGUUAAAGUUGAGGAAGAAUAACUGGAGUUCUGAGUCUUACAGAUUUGAUGAAGUUUUUACAGAAACUGCCUCUCAAAAGCGUGUUUAUGAAGUGGUUGCAAAACCAGUAGUUGAGAGUGUCUUGAAUGGAUAUAAUGGGACAAUUAUGGCUUACGGUCAAACAGGUACUGGUAAAACUUACACACUUGGAAAACUGGGUAAGGAUGAUGCAGCUGGGCGAGGUAUUAUGCUUAGAGCCCUUGAAGACAUUAUUGGCAAUAUAUCCACUUCUUCUGAUACUAUCGAGGUCUCCUAUUUUCAGCUGUAUAAGGAAUCUAUACAAGAUUUGCUUGCACCAGAAAAGACCAAUAUUCAUAUUAAUGAGGACCCGAAGACUGGUGAAGUGUCAUUGCCUGGUGCUACAGUUGUUAAAAUUCAAGAUCUUGAUAAUUUUCUACAGCUACUGCAAGUUGGUGAGGGAAACCGUCAUGCAGCUAAUACAAAGAUGAAUACAGAAUCUUCUCGUAGUCAUGCAAUUUUAAUGGUUCAUAUUCGAAGAGCUGUCAAUGAAAAAGUAAAUUUUGGGAUAAAUUCUCCAGAGAAGGGCAGUAGAAGUGAUUUAUUUGAUGGCAAAGACAUACCCAUUGUCCGGAAAGGCAAGUUGCUGAUUGUGGAUCUCGCUGGAUCUGAAAGGAUUGACAAAUCUGGAAGUGAAGGCCUCCUACUUGAAGAGGCUAAGUUUAUUAAUCUUUCUCUUAGUUCUCUUGGAAAAUGUAUAAAUGCAUUGGCUGAAAACAGCCCACAUAUACCUACUAGGGAUUCAAAACUGACAAGAUUGCUUCGUGACUCAUUUGGAGGCACAGCAAGGACUUCACUUAUUAUAACAAUUGGGCCAUCUGCACGACACCAUGCAGAAACAGCUAGCACAAUAAUGUUUGGACAGCGGGCAAUGAGAAUAGUAAACACUGUAAAGGUCAAAGAAGAAUUUGAUUAUGAAAGUUUAUGCCGGAAGCUUGAGAACCAAGUAGACAAUCUAACUGCUGACAUUGAAAGGCAACAAAAGCUGAGAGACGAUGACAAGUACGAAUUGGAAAAACAGCUCAGAGAGUGUCAGGAAAAUUUUGCUGAAGCAAAUAAAAUUCUAGUCACAAGGUCUGCUGAGCAACACCAACUUGAAAAGGCUACAUAUCAGAAAGUACUGGCUGAUACCACUCAGAUGUAUGAGAAGAAGAUAGCAGAGUUGAUUAAACAGAUAGAGGAUGAGCAUGCACGGUCUGAAAGUGUGGAGGAACAAUUAGACUUGAUGAAGAAGCUCUUGAGUGAGAAUCAAAAGUCAAUUCAGAAUCAUCAAAUGGAAAGUUCUAGACAUCAAAACGCCCUUGCGGACACCACUCAGAUUUAUGAAAAGAAAAUAGCAGAGCUAGUUAAGCAAUUACAGGAUGAGCAUGCCCGUUUUGAAGUUGCAGAGGAACAAUUAGACUUGGCAAAGAGGCUCCUAACUGAUCAUCAAAAGACAAUGCAGGGGCAGAAAGAGAUUGAUGAACUCGAGUUGAAGUUUCAAGAAAUGUAUCAGCUACAAGAAAAUACUUUACAUGAGCUACAGUUAUUGAAAUCAGAGAAUAAAGACCUAUUGGAAGAGAAGGCAACUCUGAAUGAAAAACUUGAUUCUGUGAGUCAAAGACUUUCAGAGGAAGAGAAGCAGAGGAAGGCUAUUGAAAAUGAGCUGGUUAAACUAAAGAGGGCUGUACCUGAAAAUGAUAAUGAUUUUGAGGACAAGACAUCUUAUGCAAAGGAAGAUAUAAAUAAACAAUCUUCAGAAUUUGGGAACCGAACAGGUUCAUACAGGUCAAAUCAAUUAAGAGGGACUCUCUCUGGUCAGAGGGCCACAAUUGCAAAGAUAUGUGAAGAGGUUGGGCUUCAAAAGAUUUUACAAUUAUUGGCAUCUGAAGACUCAGACAUACAAAUUCAUGCUGUGAAGGUGGUUGCCAAUCUGGCUGCUGAAGACAUUAAUCAGAAGAGGAUUGUAGACGAAGGAGGUUUAGAUGCUUUGCUUAUGCUGUUGCACUCAUCAGAAAAUACAACUAUUCUUAGAGUGGUGUCUGGGGCCAUAGCCAAUUUGGCAAUGAAUGAACAGAAUCAAGGCUUGAUAAUUGACAAAAGAGGUGCUCAACUACUCGCAAAGAUAGCAUCUAAAACAGAUGAUCCACAGACUUUACGAAUGGUUGCUGGUGCGCUUGCCAAUUUAUGUGGAAAUGAAAAGCUACUCUUGUUGCUGAAAGAAGAUGGAGGCGUCAAGGCACUUCUGGGAAUGGUUAGAUCUGGGAGCAGUGAUGUCAUUGCACAGGUUGCUAGAGGACUUGCUAACUUUGCAAAAUGUGAAUCCCGAGGAAUUAUUCAAGCAGGACAUAGAACAGGCCGUUCGCUUCUAAUGGAUGAUGGCGCACUUGCAUGGUUGAUUGCCAACUCCAACACAGCUUCGGCUUCAACCCGACGCCAUAUCGAGCUUGCUCUUUGCCAUUUAGCACAAAAUGAGGACAACGCCAACGACUUUAUAUCCGGUGGAGGGGUGAAAGUGCUUUUUGGAAUAUCGGAGGAGUCCAGUAGAGAAGAUAUCCGCAACCUUGCAAAGAAGUCACUCAGGCUGAAUUCGUCUCUUCAAGCUGAGAUGCAUAUGCAAUGGUAGUAAAAUGUAUAUAAAAUCCAAUAUUAUUAUCUCUUUCCUUUUAUCUUGACUAUGUACAUACAGAAGGCAGUGUAAAGAACUGCAGCUCGAUCGUAUAGUGGCCUGUUUUUCCAUCAUUUA
This is a messenger RNA of Carya illinoinensis, 3382 nucleotides long. RefSeq names its product kinesin-like protein KIN-UC. Bases 350 to 3262 code for a protein of 970 amino acids. Gene Ontology annotation, biological process: microtubule-based movement. Lineage: Eukaryota; Viridiplantae; Streptophyta; Magnoliopsida; Fagales; Juglandaceae. Gene Ontology annotation, molecular function: ATP binding; microtubule binding; microtubule motor activity. The record is from RefSeq and is a predicted model, not a curated record. The transcript is spliced from 20 exons.